AUGUCCUCCAACGGCACGGCCUCGCCGGGAGCCGGCGGCGGCACCCGGUGCUGCAAAGCGACGACGCUGGUGGCCGUAGCCGCCACGUCAUUCGUCUGCUGCUUCAUCCUCGUCGUCGCCUUCCUCUUCGUGCGCUUCCUCCUGCUUCGCCAGCGCUGGCACCACCGAGCGAGAAGGCUCCUGCAGGAGCAGCAUCAUCGGUCCAAGCCCGGCCUCGACGCCGCGGCCAUCGCCCUGAUCCCGCCCUUCCCGUACCAGCGGCAAGCCGACGCCGAGGCUGAGGGCUCGACCUCAGUGCCGGCCGCCGCCGCUGAGUGCGCGGUCUGCCUCGGCGUCCUGGACGAGGGACAGAUGGUGAGGCAGCUCCCCGGCUGCAAGCACGUGUUCCACCAGGAGUGCAUCGACGUGUGGCUCGCGUCGCGCGCGUCGUGCCCGGUCUGCCGCGGCAAGGCCGAGCCGCCGGCGCCGGCACGGGCCGAGGACAGGGCCGCCGCAGCUUCCACGCCGGCGCGCGUCGCGGCAGUCGAUAUGUUCGGCGACGAGGAGCGUGCCUCGUCGUCCACGCCGCGAGGCUCGAGAGGCUGA
Messenger RNA from Miscanthus lutarioriparius, 585 nucleotides. The record is from the annotation of a GenBank genome assembly. NCBI's taxonomy places the organism in Eukaryota, Viridiplantae, Streptophyta, Magnoliopsida, Poales, Poaceae.